Messenger RNA from Lycium ferocissimum, 1493 nucleotides. RefSeq names its product putative F-box/LRR-repeat protein At5g02700. The record is from RefSeq and is a predicted model, not a curated record. The transcript has a single exon. Lineage: Eukaryota; Viridiplantae; Streptophyta; Magnoliopsida; Solanales; Solanaceae. Gene Ontology annotation, molecular function: protein binding. Bases 1 to 1449 code for a protein of 482 amino acids.
AUGAGGACAGCUAAUGGGAGAAAGAAGAAGAAUUGUACGACCAUAACAUUGGACGUAUUGCCUCACUGCCUCAUUCACAAAGUACUCUCUUAUCUUCCUUUUAAAGAAGCAGCCCAGAUGAGCAUUCUCUCGAAAACAUGGCUGCAAGCCUGGUUGACUCAUCCCAACUUGGAAUUCACACUUCCUUAUCUCAAAGUAGUGGAUAGUUUCAUGGAGAGAUAUAGGGAUGGGAAAAUCCCUAUAGAAAAAUUUGAAUUAUCAGACUCUGCAGGCUCCUCUCAAGGUUUCCCUUCAAUUGAUAAAUGGAUUGACAUUGCACUUCAGAAUGGUGUAAAAUAUCUUGUCUUUAAAGUUGCUAGCAUUUCGUUGCCUAUUUUCACAAUCUUGGCAGCUAAAUCUUUAAGAGAAUUGGUUCUAGAGGGUUGUACUCUUAAUAUGCCUGUUUCGUUAUCUAGUGGUAUUGCGAAUUGCGAUUCUUUGAGAAAGCUUUCUCUAUCUUGUGUAAGUUUAGAUGAACACAUGCUUCAAACUCUGCUAAGUAGCUGUCCUUUGAUUGUCAAUUUCAUCCUCAAGGAUUGUGAUGGGUUGGAAAAGAUUGAGUUGUUGAAUCUUCAAAAAAUCAAGUCAGUUUCCAUUUCGACACAAAGAAACCUUCCUGUUAAAAUCCGAGCACCAACUCUUGAACAUCUGUCUUAUUCUGGUUAUUUAUCGGAUGAAUUGGAUGUUGUUGAAUGUCAGAAUCUGAUUUUUUUAGAUGUAUCAUAUGUGUUGACAUCUGAUGGAUUUCUGCAGCACCUUAUUUCUAGAUUUCAAUCCCUAAAGGUCUUGAAGAUUCAGUAUUGUGGGGACAAUUUGGAGAUCGAUUCUCCAAAUUUGGUAUCAUUUGAGUAUGUGAGAGAUCAAAUUCCCGAACAUAAAAUUGUGAUAGAGUCAAGAAAACUGAAGCACUCAAAAAUUGUUCUUCACUGCUACGACUAUUUAAAUGAUGCAUGGUUUUGUAAGUUGAGGAAGUUUCUAUCAAAUUCGACCUCAUGGUCUCAAGUGUCCCUCCAUUUUCCCAAAUGCAAUGAGAUCAACAUGAAAGAUUUGCAACUGCACCACAGAGUUGCUACCCCACAGGUAGACAUUUUAAAUGUCAAUAUUCUAUGGCAGAAUGCGGAGUGCCCAACGUUUGUGGAUGCUUUGCUAUGGAGUUGUCAUCCUAGGAGACUCAACCUACACUCAAGUAUUAAAAUGAUUACAUGCUUCAUCUGUUGUUUAAUGUAUAUGAAGAAUUCAAGUCAGUCUUUUUCUCAAAGAAGCAAGCCUUGGCAUAUUCAUCAAUUAAUGGAAAUAAAAGUUUUUGAUGGGAGAAAUCAGCCGCUGCAACUCAGAAAUGGGGAGCUAGCAAUAAGCACCCUUACGGAUUGGAAGGAAGUUUCUUUUUUAUUAGAUUGGCGAUGCAGUUAAUUUAUCAUUAUUUCAAAUUGAAUGCACUUAUUCAUUUCUAAAGU